Molecule: messenger RNA, 2091 nt
Organism: Morchella sextelata
Lineage: Eukaryota; Fungi; Ascomycota; Pezizomycetes; Pezizales; Morchellaceae
Exons: 3
Coding region: 1-2091 (696 amino acids)
Source: RefSeq, a predicted model, not a curated record
AUGGUACCAACGAGUUCCGCGGCUCCGAUGGGUCAUCGCCGAAUAUCAUCCUUCAGAACUUCGACAUUCAACUUCUUUAAAGGAAAUAGUAAAGGCUCAUUACAUCCUUCGGGCAGCAUACGACGAAACGAAAUAACAAUUAGCAAUCCUCUACCCUACACCGAGGAGAACGUUUCGCCAACAACUGCGAGUCCACCAAGUAGAGCAGACACUGAACCCACCAUAUCGCAUCGUCACAAAUUUCCAGCUGUAUUUGAGAUUGGACCCAGUCGGGCUGUGCAGGGUAUUAAUACGCGGGGGACAACGUCUAUGGUAGGCGAAGAGUCGGAUACUGGAGAAGGAUCAAUUACAGUUGGGAUGGAUUUACGGGACUUGUCGCCCUCAAGGCAGACACAAACAGACACAGAAAGCUGCACAGAUGACAAGAAAGCCGCAUCGCCAUCUUCAAGGAGCAAAACGAAGGGGGCGAAGCUGAAGAUGGCACUGAGUCUUUUGAGGCGGAGGAGCAAUAACAAUCUGCGUAGAGCAUUUGCAGAUCCAGUCGAUGAACGAUAUGAAUCAACUGAUGAACGAGAACCUUUUAUCGAGCCACUAAUGGACCCUGACUUUAUCGAUCGAUCGAAUGCUGGUUCUAGAUUAUCAUCAGCUCCUUCUACAGUUCGUCCUCAACAAAAGUCUUCCGGGUUUAAGUUUGCCUUUACUGCCCGUAACCACAAUCGGCAAGUUCUCACCAAACAACCGCCCGCAGACACGCGAAGGCCCCGAAGAGCAACGGUUGCAAGUGUCGUGUUUGAUCCAUCAAUGUCCCGUGAUCCGGAACGCCCUCGAACAUCAGUUUGGUCUACCUCACCUAGGCCCGGUAGUAGCCAAUCUGUGAUACCCAAGGAGGAGGGCUUCAUGAAUGGAGAUGGUACACCUGGAACCCCCGGCGGUGGUCUUUUCCCCAGACCUGCAAGUUUGCAAAGAAAUUGGAGUGAUGGCCCGCGACACCACCGCGAUGCUAGUGGAGUUUCUAACGCUGAUUCGUGUGGAGGAGAUGCUCCGCGACCAGCAAGCCAAGCUCCAGAUCAUGGGCGCCCUGCGAGCUUCGCGGGGAUGCUCAAUGGCUACAGCAGCAUGAAAAUUACAGAAGCUGUUAGCUUAGAGACCAGAGUAAAGGAGCUGGAGAAGGAAGUCGAAACUUUAAAGGAAUUUAUUACGCAGAACGGUGCAAUUCCUUUACGACGAAACUUCUCUACAGUUCCUGGGAGUAUAUCAGACCCCAAUUGUCUCGAUGUACCAUCGUUUUUACGUAGUUUAUCAAUUUCUUCCGCCGGAUCAUCUGAUAAAGUUGACAGCUCUGAAUUCCCCAGCACCCCUAAAAAUCUCAAUGCGCCUCCGCGACAUGAAGGCUCAUUGAAGGCACGAGCUUCAGCGCAGAAACGGGAGGAAACGCUUAAAGCACUUGAGGGUAAUAGAGAGGAUACGAGGAGCAAGCGGGAUACUUCAUCAACAAUAAGGGCGCCAAAAAGCACUGAUAGGUCACCUUCACCAGUGACACCAACGCCCACUGUCAGUAUUGCGCAGUAUACUGGGCUUUUAUCAUUAGUGAAACGUGAGCAGCGUGCACGGCGAAAAGCCGAAGCUCAAAUCUCGAAUCUCCAGGAGCAAAUGGCUUUGGUCCUACAUCGGCAACUUCUGUCAUCAAGUCCGACAGAUACGGUUCAUUCUUCCACCAGACUCAGAUCCGGUUUCGGAAGUAUUAGGCGCAAAACAAGCAGCGAAGUCCCAACACCAGAUCUCACUCCACCACGGACAAGUCCUACCAAUUACCACGCAAUUCCAGGGAAUCUAUUUACCGGAUUCGAUAGUGAAGCUGGAAUUGACGAAAGCGACUACGAAAAUGAUGAUGAGAGUUUAUUCAUUGGCGUUGACGCUGAUGAUAAUGAGAUAUGGGAGACUCCUGCAGAGGAUAGGGAAAGCAUGAUGGGCGACGACAGCGACAGCGACAGAAUCUUCCGGGAAACAAUGAAGAAGAAGACGAAGAAGAACAUAGAGGAGGCGGUGGAGAGAGGAGGACAUAUAUCGACCCCCAAGUAUGAUAACAUGUAA